AUGAUUUUAGGUUUAUUUACCAAUCGAUCUCAUUAUAUGGCAUUUAUCGUUUGCUUAAUCCAAGUAGCGUAUACUAAUCCAUCCGAUCAAGUGAUACAGCAGCCUUUUGACACCUGUAAUUGCUCACUAACUGUGAAGGAUAAUGUAUCUGAAUAUGCCCGAUUUCGAGAACUUACCCGACCAAAAACAAUUCGAGUAAUCUUUUUUAAUUUGACUAUAGAUAAUAAGAAUCUGCAGACUGAUCAUAAAAACCAUGACUUUUAUGGAUGGGUUAGAGAAGAUGCUGGUAUAGCUAUGAUUUCUUUAUCUACCGAUUACAUUGCUACAGGCUUAAACCUAUAUGCAGCUUUCACACACGAACAGAGUUUCAAUCUUAUUGAAUCAAACCAAGGUUGCUACGCUCGACUAACAAAUGAUUCCCAAAAAAUGCAUAUCGUAUUUACAACAUUACUACAAUUUACAAAUUUAAACCAAGGUUGUUAUGGUCAAAAUUGUUCUACAAUAUGUUGGCGACGCUUUAAUAGAGAAGAUAUAUUCCUUAAUCAUAACGUAUCCUAUUCAUGCUGUAAUAGAGAAACCAUUAACCCCAAAAUUAACGUUAGCACAUGUCUAGUCCCUCCAAAACAACUUUGGUAUGGUCCUGCUGUACAAAUAAUUUCCAUUAUACUUAGCUUGCUUAUGGCUGCUACACUAAUAGAUAAACUUUUUAACAACUUUUUGCAAGAAUUAGGCAGUUAUCGAUAUUUCCGACAAGAAUCUCUCCUUACCUCAGAUCAGAGCCAAACUCAUCAAUUAAACCAACUCCUAACUAAUAAUUCGCAUCAGGAAUCAAUUCAAAACUCAUCUCAUCAAUCAUUGCUUAGAUCAUCUCAUCAAAUGAGUGGAGCAUACUUAAGAUGCAGCAUUUGUAUAUUACCAAAUUCGACAAAUCUAUUGCAGAUGGUUAAGGUUCGCAUCUUAGAUACGUUACACUUUCAAAAUGUUAACUAUCUCUACUUUUCUGAUUAUGCUACCAAGUACCAUUGGCUAGAAAUUAAUCAUUGUAUUAAAUUACUAUCAUUUAUUAUUUUGUCUGGUGGGUUGGGAUUUCUUUCUAUUAUUGUACAACGAAAUUCAACACUUUUUAUUGUUAUGCCUAGGUUUUAUCAAUUGGAGAAAUUUCACAAUAUUAAAGAACUAGGUUUAAUUAUAGCAGUAAUUUGUGUACCAUACAUAUUGAUCUUAAUUGUAGCCUAUUUGAAACAAGUAUGGUCUAGUGAUUCAAAAAAAUUGUUUAAUCAAAGUCACGCCAACGAUCAAGAGCUACUAUCUAGACAAACAUACUUGACACCAAGUAAUGACCGACAGUCCUAUCACCAAAUUAAGAUUAUUCUUGUUGAUAUGAAACGCCACUUACUCUCUCUACAAUUAUUUCAAUUUAUCAAAGAUCUCUUAACAUUUAUAAUCUGCUUGCCAUUUUGUAUGUUUGGACUUAUUGGACUUUUAAGAGCUUUCUUUUUUAUUUCUGAACUAUUAACUUUUAAAUUGAAAGGAAAUUUACUCCCUAAGAGAGCGAAUUGGCCUUUAGCAUAUCGUCUUAUGUCAGUUAUCAUGACGAUAUACUCUGUUUUUUUCGUCAUUUUUACUGCAUCACUUUUAAUUGGCGGUUUACAACUGAUUAUUAGAAUCUUCAUUACUAUGACGACAUUUAUUUUCGCGUUUUCUACCAAUUUCAAUGUAAUUAUUGUUAUUAUGAUUCCAUACUCGCAUCACAUUUAUUUGUUAUUAAGUGCAUACUCUAAUCGAGGUCCUCUUAUAUGUCACCGGAUUAUUGCUGUAAAAUCAAGAAUUGAAGAAAAUAUUCAAACAAUAUUGGAGAGUAAGCAAGGUUAUUUGAGAGUUAAUUUUAUUAUCGCUGAAAAUAACAGUAUUAAUAACGUAGAAUUUGAUAUCCCAGAAAUGUUAAAUGAAGAAAUUAUCAAAAAAAGUAUUGAGGAUUGCAUCAAGCGAAGUCUUAGAGAUGGCUAUCAUCAUGCAAUUAAUGGAACUUCGAGCAUCAUUUUUCAUUACUCACGUAAUGAGUCGGAUAAUAACAAAGUUACAGUCAAAUUAUUGCAAUGUGGCUUCGGUUGUGUAAAAUGUACUUUUGACAACGGAUACAGCACACUCACAGGGAUAAUUGAAGCUCACUUACAAAACAGAGAUUCUCAUUAUUUUCGUACUAAAUUAACUCCUACCUACUAUGAUAUAUAUGAAAAUGGAACUCAUCAAUGCACAGGUAUUCCAGCAGAAUUAUACGAUUAUCUGAAAUAUUAUACAUCUGAGAUUUCAAUUAGUCCAUUACAAGUAGCAUUUAACAUUUUAAUCGUAACAGGUCUAUUCUUUUAUUAUAUCAUUACAUUCUUUCUAGUUUAUGAAUUUCGUUCAAUUUCAUCGUUAAAUUCGAUUAUUGCUAAUACCUCGAUUGCCUAUUUAGCUACAACUCUAACUUUAAAGUAUUUCAAACUAUUCGAGAUCAAGAAUGAAAGAAUCGACAAGAUAUUAAUUCUUAACAUUACUCAAUAUCGACGAGGUUAUAAAAUAUUUUUCAAGCGAGGCGUCGAAUUUCAACCUAUUUCUCAGAUGAUAAGCAUGGCCGUAAGAUAA
Messenger RNA from Trichoplax adhaerens, 2625 nucleotides. RefSeq lists its product as uncharacterized. Lineage: Eukaryota; Metazoa; Placozoa; Uniplacotomia; Trichoplacea; Trichoplacidae. The transcript has 2 exons. The record is from RefSeq and is a predicted model, not a curated record. Bases 1 to 2625 code for a protein of 874 amino acids.